Dicrocoelium dendriticum is the source of this 2643-nucleotide messenger RNA. Lineage: Eukaryota; Metazoa; Platyhelminthes; Trematoda; Plagiorchiida; Dicrocoeliidae. The record is from the annotation of a GenBank genome assembly.
ACUUUCACAUAGCAGGUUGUUGUCAUGUUGCGACUAUGCACAAUAGAAAACUGAGUUAUAAUGCAAAUCUUAAACCGGCAGAGGUCUCACUGGUGUGGAUAUUAUGUGCGGUCGGACCGGAUGAAGCAAACAAUUGGCACUUUACCUCAUACACCCUUCUCCUCCCAACCAACGGAAGAAAGUGUCCGACAAUCAUCUGACUUGAAAAGUUCAGGGUAUUUGUUGAACAUCGAACUACCCGCAAAUGACGUUAAUGGGAGACUGCGUAGUGAAGUUUUGAUAACACAAAUGGUGCAGCCCAUUUUCGUGAACCAGUCGACCACCUUGAUACCAACAUGGCGCUCCACGCUCGACGUAGUGGUGGUUGCACUACUGGCCAUACUAGCCAUGGUAGCCAAUCUUGGUUUACUCUACCUGGCCAAGUUAACUAGACCAUCCGUAAUUGGAUUUAAUUUAACAUUUCCUCACACAAAAAUAUCGGAACAGACAAGCUCCGCCAAAUUAAAUGAUUUGAAACUUCGGCUAAGAAAAUACUCCUGUGCUUUCUAUGAGCAGUCCAAGAGACAGGUACCUUACGGGACACGCGCAUCAAUUGCUACGAUGGAACACAAUGACGACGCACAUUUGCGAAAAUCUGUUUCCACAAUCAGCGUUUCAAGAGCUGCAAACGGAUUAAGCGGAACUACAAAUAUUUCAACGCAGAAUCGUCCAACGCCCCGCACACGAAGACAUCGCCGUUAUCUCCGUGGACUUUUGGGAUUAUCUUUCAGCAACAUUACAAUUUCUCUAAGUUUACUAUCCUGGAGUGCAGUCCAAAUAGCACAGAGAACUGUAGCCGUUCCAUGGUUGGCUAUGCUCUGCGUAGCGAAUACGGCUAUCGCGGAUAUGGCGCAAGCCCUGGAGGUAGGUGCCGUACUGUGGAUAGCUCUGGAACGCACAUUGGGCAUACAUUGGCCCCGUGAAAAAAAGACUUCCACAGCCAACGUGGAAAAUUUCAACAACCAAACCCCCUGCAUGAAAAGAAAUUUAUUGUGUUGUUUGAAAGUUAACUCGGUAGCUGGUAAAGUGAGUCGCUGCAGUUUCAAUCAUCUUGAGUUUCACCAUUCGGCCAGGUAUUCCCGUCAACAUAACCUUUCAAAAGUAAAAGAAAGAUAUGUUUGGAAACCCAAAUGUGCAAAACGCAUUUGGGCGUCGUCACGCGUUUUCCUCAGCUUUCUGCCAUUUCUAUUGUUUUUCAUUGCAUCAAUUUCGGAAUUUGUUUCAUUUCUCCGACAUGCCCAUUCGGAAUAUGCUUCAAGUGACAGAUUUCCACUGUUUUUAUGGACAGAUUUGUCCCUUUACGAAACAAAUGGAGUGGUUAAUUUUUCCAAAAUUUGGAAUGAAUCGGUAAAUGGUACGCGAUUCGUAGCUGUGAUAUACUACACAAACAACAUUGUAUUAGCUCUAAUUGUGGGACAGUUUCUCGUUCCGUUGGCCAUACUUGUAACGACGAACCUGCUUAUAUAUAAAAAGGUGGCUUCAAGGGACAAACAAUUUUUUUCCAGGCAAUCCAGUAACACAAGCAAGUCAUCUUGUGUCUCAUCUAUGUCUUUUGGAAUGAGCACGUUCAAUAAAAUUCAAAACAGGCAGAAACACUGCGGUCCAAAGUUGGUUGGUGUGAUUCCACUUUUGCGUGUUUUAGAAAGCAGUAGUCACGAUGUCCGUGAAAGUGGCACGGGAUCACCUACUUCUACUCCUGCAGCUGCAAACGGAUGUUUUGCUAAAGAACCAAAUAUCCCUCUGGAAUCCAAUGUUAAAGAAUCUUCUAAAAAUUUAUUGUCUGUACCAAAUUUUGUGCCGGCCAAUGGACCAAUAGUACGCACGCCGAAAGAUCUAACGAUAGAAAACGCAACGCAACGUAGACGAAGUACUUCAGCUCUCUACCUCGACGAGGACCGUGAAUUCCCUCGGUUAAAGGCAAACAACGGUGACCUAUUGAACUGCGCAAACAAUAACACUGUACAAUUGCGUGUUCGCCGAAAAAGUAGCAGUGACAUUUUUUCUGCGCUAUUUCAAAACCGAAAUUCAGACGCUGCAGGUGGCGCAAAGCCUGUUGAACAGCCACUCUUGAUGCAAAUGCUACGCAGGCAGCACAGGCGCACACUACGCAUUCUCAUAAUCAUUUUAGUAGUAUUCGUGGUAUGUCGAGCGCCCCGAGCAAUAAUCCUCAUUCUUGGUUGGCUUCAAACAUCCUCAUUUUGUAAUUUCCCACAAUAUGCUCAUUAUUGGCUUCUUUACGCAAGUCUUUGGACACAUACCAGUGCAAUAUUUGAUACUAUAGUGUACGGCUUUUGGGGAAACCGAACAUAUCGUAUGCAUUUAGGACGUUGGUAUGCUAAGAAUAGAUUUUGCUGCCAAUAAUCACUUUCACACUUACAUGAAACAACCAGACAAUCUUUUGUACCCAAACACCAUCACGGUGUCUGAGUUACACCGCAUUUUCGCUAAAACUUUAAAUCUAUGCUUCCAUAUGUUGAGCCCAGGUUUUUCAUUAUCUUUCAAAAUCCCGGAAUUUUUCUACUGGUAGUUAUACCUCGAAUUUAAUGUAUCGAAAGAUAGUAAGAUAAUUAUAAAAUGUGCAAAAUUAUCCUGAUCUUAUAAGUU